This is a messenger RNA of Drosophila willistoni, 3652 nucleotides long. RefSeq names its product hormone-sensitive lipase (gene Hsl). Gene Ontology annotation, cellular component: cytosol. Lineage: Eukaryota; Metazoa; Arthropoda; Insecta; Diptera; Drosophilidae. Bases 184 to 2787 code for a protein of 867 amino acids. Gene Ontology annotation, molecular function: sterol ester esterase activity; triacylglycerol lipase activity. The transcript has 4 exons. The record is from RefSeq and is a predicted model, not a curated record. Gene Ontology annotation, biological process: cholesterol metabolic process; triglyceride catabolic process.
ACAUCACUUACGGCCUGCUAACAGUUUGGGAAAACCAAAAGUUAUUAUUAUGUUUACAAUAAUUUAAAAAUUUAUUUAAAUGGCUUAGUUAAAUAUGCACUAGUUUGAUUCGGACACGCAUAGCAGCUGGAAAUACAUGGAAAGAAAGUUUCGAGACGAACAGGACAAGUUUUUGACACCACCAUGAUUGAGGCGCCGCCUGUUGAACUGGGCCAUGCCCAGCAGCACAAUCACACCAACCACCACCACUUUGAUGACAAUCUAAAACUGGCGCACGAGGUGACCGAGAAUGGCAAUGGCAAAGAUGCCAGCUAUAUCUCCGACACCCACACGGACACCCAAACCUCCUGCAUACCCGCCGAAUUGCAAACAACGUAUCGAAGCCUUUAUGCCGCUUGCCUCGAACAUGCCGCCUACUUUGCCAAGGAUCCGACAGAAUUUGGUCAACGUUUGCAUGCCGCACAUGUUGCAUGGCAAGACUUUAUUGUCCUAGCCAAUCGAUUGGUACUGCAAAUUGAGGAAUUUGCCCAUGAGUAUGAUUUUGACGCAGAUACGCCAGGGAAUGGCUAUCGGAGUUUCAUCUAUGUCACCAAUGCCUGCAUUUCGCAUGGCAGUGGAAUAUGCAAACAACUUUUGGCCACACGAAGCACUCUCUUCUUUCGAAAGAAGUUCUAUGUCAAAGAGGUGGAGGCUUGCUCCCAGCUGCUGUCUUCAUUGUGCACUUGCCUGCAAUAUUUAUUGAUAUUGCGUCAGUGGUCGGCUAAUACGGGUGACCUGUUCGCCUGUGGCCAUCAUACGGCCGAGCAGCUAUUCGAAUUGGGUGACACCAUCAAUCAGUAUUGUUUCUAUGGACGUUGUUUGGGUUUCCAAUAUGGGGAUUCGAUACGUGGCGUUCUACGCUUUCUGGGCAUCAGCAUGGCCAGCUAUUCAGAGUCCUAUUACUCGCAAGCGGACGAUGGCAACAUAGUGAAGACGACAAGGAGUCUUUGGACAAGUGGAAAGUAUCUUAUGAAUCCCGAGUUGCGUGCCCGUCGCAUUGUAAAUAUUUCGCAAAAUGCAAAAAUUGAUUUUUGUAAAUCAUUUUGGUUUCUGGCCGAAUCCGAGUUAAUGCACAAAUUGCCCAGCAUUGUGGGCUCGUCGAUUAAAGUGAAUCGUUUAAUUGAAUUGCCAGCCGAACCAUUGCAACUACCACAACGAAUGGAUAAAGACGUUUUUAUUGAUAUUCCCGUACCCAGUGCCCAUUUGGGUCCGGGACUUCCCGUUUCGGUUCGUUUACUUAGCGCCAAGCGACGCGCCGGCAUGCUCGGCGAGGGUCGCUAUAGAGGUUGGCAUAAACCACUUGCUGCCAGCCGUUCCAUACUCUUUCAUUGUCAUGGUGGCGGAUUUGUGGCCCAAUCUUCCAAAUCUCAUGAGCUCUAUCUGCGCGACUGGGCUGUGGCUCUGGACUGUCCCAUUUUGUCGGUCGAUUAUAGCCUGGCACCGGAGGCACCAUUUCCCAGAGCCCUGGAAGAGGUCUUCUAUGCCUAUUGCUGGAUGUUGAAGAAUACUUCUAUCCUGGGCACCACGGCGGAAAGGAUUGUGUGUGCCGGUGAUUCGGCUGGUGCUAAUCUAUCGAUUGGCUUGGCACUGAAAUGCAUUGAGCAGGGAAUACGUAUCCCAGAUGGUCUAUUUCUGGCCUAUUGCCCCACACUUGUUAGCUUUGUGCCAAGUCCGGCUCGCCUGCUUUGCCUGAUGGAUCCACUUUUGCCAUUCGGUUUCAUGAUGCGUUGCCUGCGGGCCUAUGCGGCUCCGGCUCAAGAACAAUUGCAAGAGAAUGCCAAGCAUGUGGAGGAGCUCGCUCUAAUACGCAAUGCCCAGAAGGCAAUAACAAAUAGUAUUGGCAGUGCCAAUUCCAGCCGACGAACUUCAAUUAGAAGUCCACUGGAAAUCACUCCAGGCGCAGAUAAAGAUGGAGAAGAGGUGGAAGAAGAUGAAAGCAGUGAUACAUUUGCCAGUGCGUCUGCCUCGUAUCACAGUCAAACGGUGGAGCGGACAGAUUUACCUAACACCGAUGGCGACAAUAGCUCCUGUGUCUCCUUUGAGGAUGACUCACAGCCCAUUGUUCACUAUCCCAUAGAGAUAACUGCCGAUAUUCCCAAGGAGCCGGCAUCAGCGGCCUAUAUUGAUAGUUUUCUUGACAAAUAUCUCAUUGACACGGCCACCAAAGAAGCCACGGAGAAGGAGGAAGAAGAGGAGCAGACUUUACCACAACAACAACCAGAAUUGGCCAAUGGCUAUGUCAAGACUAAUUGCUCCGAUGAAAACAUUUUGAUCGAGACGGGACGUGACCUUAUUGCCUUAGACACACUGCAGGGACGUUGGCAGGAAGCAGUCAAUAAUAUAACAAAUACACUGAAUCGCUACACACAAUCCUAUGAGAUCCAUGGCGGACAUUCCGCACAGCAGGAUGUACGCAAUAUGGAUGCCCUCAUAGCACGUAGUCCCAGUGAGGAAUUUGCCUUUGAUGUGCCUAAAGAUCCAUUCCUAUCGCCCUAUUGGGCCAGUGACGAGUGGCUUUCCCAGCUACCAGAGACUAAAAUACUUACCCUCAAUAUGGAUCCCUGCCUUGAUGACUGUGUAAUGUUUGCCAAGAAACUGAAACGUUUGGAGCGUCAAGUUAGCUUGGAAAUACUAGAAGGAUUGCCCCAUGGUUUUCUCAAUUUUACAAUGCUCUCUAAUGAAGCUAUGGAAGGAUCCAAACAUUGCAUCAGAUCAUUGCAGUCGCUGCUCCAAAUGAAGAAUAAAUAAGAGACCAUAGGCAACGAAUGUGAGUUUACUUCGAAUCCCAGUGCAUGAUGGCUGUUCCUCGACGAUUUAGGAUUAAUAAAAAGUGGUUACCACUUGAACUUAAACCUCUCAAAAAACAUUAAAUAAAAAAAUUAAAGUGGAGAGGUUUCAUUGUUGAUAUAAAUUUAUAUAAAGUUUGUUAUAUGCAGGACAACAAUUUGUUGUUACCGGUGAUGAGCACAUUUCUUGCUUUAUUAUAUAUAUAUAUAUAAUUUAUAUUUUGCAAUCUCACGCGUUUUUUAUACACAGCCAUUUUGGUUUUGUUUUUUUACAUAUACUUAUAGAAUAAGAAUUAUGUAUGCAAAAUGCAUAGGCUAAAGCUUUUAUUUGUAAGACAGGCCAAUAAUUGAAAACGAAAAAGUAUUCGAAUCGUGUGACAACACAUUCAAUUUGAUAUUAUAUUCGAAAUCCCCAGGCACAAUGUUCCCUAUAUCCCUUCCACGUACACCAAAAGCUGUUUAAUGCAAACUCGAUUUUGUGCCUGCCAUUUAUGUAAUAAAUAAUAUUUAUAUUGAUUAUUACAAACAAAAUAUAACCAUUUGUAUUUGUAAUAAGCCUAUGUUCUAUAUUCUCGAAUAGUCUGUCCACAUUUUCGACAACUAUGGAGGCUAAAACAAACAAAAACAAUAUUCUGGGAAUAUUAUUUCUGUUUUGUUUUCAACUCUGUGCUAUAUACACGAUCAUAUUUAUACUAUAUAAUAUAUAUAUUCCUAAGUGCAUUUUGGUGUUUUUUAUAAUAUGAUUUAUUGCUUCUACUAUAUAACUAUAUAUAUUGUUUUAUCUAUGCCAACUAUCUUAACCAAAUAUACCCAAUAUCCUGUGUUAA